ACAACUGUAUGCAUGGACAACUAUAUUUCCUUGUAGAAUCAGUACUGACCUCUCAACUACAGUGGACAAAAUAAAAAAGCAUCUAAGAAAUUUCCAGUGUCCAGCUGGACCUCUGGCCUGGCAGUUAAGUGUGUUACCACUAAUUAAACCACUGGCCCAAUUAGAUCAUAUCAUGAAUAAUCUACUGAUAUCGAAAUUUUUUGUACAUAAACAGACUUUGGAUUAUCAUAUGACUACCUGUCAUCCUAUUUAUCAACCCCUAAAGUGAUAUUAAUGUGAAAUCUCUUGGCGACUAAAAUCUUUCAAAGUAAAUUAAACAAUACACUGAGAAAAAUGGCGUCUAAUGUGGUAAAUUUUAGUGCCUUGCAGACACAAGAUUCUGAUGAAAUGAAAGAAAUGCAUUGUGAAGAAUGUGAUAAACAUUUAUCAAAAUAUGUACCUGCCAAUGGAUUCUGUGUGGACUGCUGUGUUUACAUGUGUGAUAUGUGCAUUAUGUAUCAUAGAAGAUACAUGAAGCAACAUAACCUCAAGGAUAAGAACAACAUGCCUCAAGAUUACUGUUUUGAAAAAUGCUCUGUUCAUUCAAAUGAACUUAUCAAAUUUUACUGUGAAAAAUGUGAUAAAACUGCUUGUUGUGAAUGCAGAAAACAUAACCAUCCAAACUGUCAAACAAUUAAACAUUUACCCACACUUGUUCAAGAGGCUGAUCAAAAUAAGGAAUUAACAUGCUUUUUAAAUGACAUGGACACUAUCUCAGUAAAUUUAGAAGAAACAAAGAAGCAACUCCAAUCAAAUCUUGAAUAUAUAACUUCACAAGAAACUAAAGAAAAGUUAAAAAUUACCAAACACAAAGAAGAACUAGUAACUAGCUAUAGUAAACAGCAGAAAGACAUCAUUGAAAACUUUGAUAAAAGAAUGGAUGAAACCAUUGCCAAACUGAAGAGAGAAAGGCAGGAGUUGGUUGAAGAACUGUCUAAAAGGAAGAAAAAUUUUGAGAAUAAACUUAAUAAUGCUGAAAAAGAUGUCAUAAAGAAAAUAGAAAAAUCAAAGAAUAGUGACCAGACAAAGCUGGAUUCAUUGAUGAAAAAAACAUCAACCUUGAUAGAUGAAUUAGAAACAUUAUCAAAUGAGCUUUUACAAAAACAAAAUUUAGGACAAAAGUGUCAUUUAUUUAUUGCAAUGAAAAAAGCAGAAGGAAAUAAAAGAAAUCUGGGGAGGAGUGUAAGUGAGAUAACAACAAAAAAUAAAAUAAACUUUUACAGCACAUAUCCAACACAAACUGAUCUAACAAUAAAAGCUCUUGACAGGACUACCAACUUUUUCUCUUAUAAAACUUAUGAAACUCAGUUCAUGAUGGAUCUUGAUCUACCUUAUGUUUUUUUUAACAUAAAGUAAUGUUUGCUUUGAAUAUCAGAAAGAAGAUAUUUUAAGAUUUCUACCAAGUUCUGGUAGGCCACAUUAAAUAUUUCACCAUCUUUAUCAAGAAGCAUCUGGGUUUGAAAAUUCAGAACAUAGGCACCCGAUUUUUUGGACUACGCUCCUGCACCGCAGAGCGCGCGCGCCGACAUAUAUUGUACCAUGUCAUGCACUGCAAUUCAACCUACCUAUAGGAGAGAUCGCCGUGACAUCACGUGUUAACAUCUGUUUAUCUGGUGGUUGGCAAAACAAAUGUUUUUAACACCGUUUGCGUACUGAAUCAGAAUUUUUAAUUUUUAAUAACUUUUUUGCUCAUUUAUGGAUUUUCAAAAUUCAAAAAGAUUUGAAAUACUAACAAUCUUCAUAUUUUUGUAUCCAAAUAUCUUUUUUCAAUGAAUAACCAUUUUAAAUGACAUAUAAUUUUAAAAGCGGCGUAGUGAUUUUCACAACCUUUAGAAAAACAGUGUAAGUUAAGCGUUCAUAAUUAAUCCAUUUUAUUUUGAAAUAACAAUUAAAAGUAAUCAAUAAAUUGCUUGUUUUAUAACCUUUCCAUUGAUCAAAAAAUUAUUUAUGUAAUUUGUGUUUUAAGAAAGUUUAGAUCGUUAGAAAAACAUCACUGUUUACAAAAAACAUGGACGAUUGGCUUCUGCCCACCCGAUUACUGUCUUAUCAGAUCUAAAAAUAGAAAAUACACCGGAUUUGUAUACAAACACGAUCUCUCCUAUAUAAAAGGUGAAAAGUCCACAAAUCUCCCGUUUAAGAA
Molecule: messenger RNA, 2179 nt
Organism: Mercenaria mercenaria
Lineage: Eukaryota; Metazoa; Mollusca; Bivalvia; Venerida; Veneridae
Product: transcription intermediary factor 1-alpha-like
Exons: 1
Coding region: 334-1395 (353 amino acids)
Molecular function (GO): zinc ion binding
Source: RefSeq, a predicted model, not a curated record